Molecule: messenger RNA, 658 nt
Organism: Mollisia scopiformis
Lineage: Eukaryota; Fungi; Ascomycota; Leotiomycetes; Helotiales; Mollisiaceae
Exons: 1
Coding region: 35-382 (115 amino acids)
Source: RefSeq, a predicted model, not a curated record
CUGAAUUAUUUUACAUUCUCUCAGUUGCGACAGGAUGCCUUACAAAGAAGAGACGGAGUCUGGGCAAAAUUCGGGAGGAAACAAACAAAUAAUGAAUGAAUCCAGCAACCACAGAAAGAAUAACCAGAGAAGAACCCCCGAGUUUGCAACAAGCCAAAGAGUGAAUCUAAGAACUACACAAAAAAAAAGCCAAAAAAUCAGAACAGACCCCCCAUCCCUCAAGUAUAUAAACCCAAACACCAACCUAACGCUUUUAGGAAAUACAGCAAGGUUGCUGGCGAAGAAGUCACAAUACUUGUGGACCGACCAGUCUGCAAACAUGAACCAGGUACACGUGCGCCCGUGGUUUGGAGGUGUAAGUAGACUUUGGAUGAGUGUCUAGUUGUUGAGUGUCUGUCUAUGUUGUGAAAGGGAUAGUCUGCAAAUCUUGACAACAGUAAGCCAAUCGUCGACAACACAUUUGAGCAUGACAACAAAUUUUCUAUCUUUCAACGGCAAACGGGAAAGCGAGAGUGAAUGAAUGUCCCUUCACAAGAACACCACUAACCACGGGUGCAUUGUGGGUAAAGGCUAGAAAUCUAGUUAUUGUUCUGAAGAACGGGCUUGUUGUCAGACUUUGUGGGAGUUAGGUGUACUGUUCUACAACCUCACUUUUUGA